Molecule: messenger RNA, 1566 nt
Organism: Rhipicephalus microplus (southern cattle tick)
Lineage: Eukaryota; Metazoa; Arthropoda; Arachnida; Ixodida; Ixodidae
Product: potassium/sodium hyperpolarization-activated cyclic nucleotide-gated channel 1-like
Biological process (GO): potassium ion transmembrane transport; regulation of membrane depolarization; sodium ion transmembrane transport
Cellular component (GO): HCN channel complex; membrane
Molecular function (GO): voltage-gated potassium channel activity
Source: RefSeq, a predicted model, not a curated record
AUGUUCAAGCGGCAGCUCAAGGGGUUCCUACUUCCACCGAAAAUACGGCAAGGUCUUCUGUACCCUUUAGACGACGAAGAACAACGCAUCCUGGACGGCAUGCCCAUUCGACAGGAGCGUAGCGUCCCAUGGAUGAUACACCCGAAGACCACCUUCAGGAACGCGUGGGACUUGUGCAUGGUAGUGAUGAGCUUCGCCAGCGUCAUCCUCGUGCCUCUGAACAUCGCCUACUUUGAGAGGGCGCAGCAGGAGCGAUUCGAAUGGCGCAUCUUCAACAUCGCCUCCGACAUGCUCUUCUUCGUGGACGUCAUCUUCAACUUCAGGACAGGCAUUGCCAUGAAAGAAGAACACGGCCGCAUCAACAUGGAUCCGAACUACGUGGCGGCACAAUACCGGCGCGGCUGUUUUUACGUGGACUCGUUCUGCUGCCUGCCGCUGGACUACACUGCCAUGGUUGCGCUGCACACGGGCGACGGGGCCGCUGACCCAUCCACCACGUCGGCAUACCCCAGCAUCCUGCGCGUCAACAAACUGCUGGCACUGCCGAAAAUUGGUCGGCUCACCACCGUGAUCAGGAACAUAGCCGGCGUCGAGGAAAACUUCUUCGUGUAUUCCAAAGGAGCGUACGUGCGUCUGCUGUUCAACUUGGGCAUGCUGUUCCUCCUCAUCCACUGGCACGGUUGCCUGCAGUUCUACGUAGACCGCCUGGAAGGGUUUCCCACCAAAUCCUGGGUGGCGCGUCUCAGUUUGGCGAAUGCGUCGUGGCCGGUGCAGUACUCGUGGUCGGUGUACGGCUCGACGUCCAUGAUGCUGGGCGUCGGCAUGGGCGCCACCGAAGCGGACAGCAUGACCGACUCGUGGCUCCGCUGCGGCUGCAUGGCCACGGGUCACGCCCUGCAAGCGCUGCUGGUCGGCGCCUGCAUCGACAUGAUCAUGUCCAUGAACUUCACCUACCUCAGGAACAGGCAAAGGAUACGCGACCUGGAUGACUAUAUGCAGUACAAGAUGCUGCCGAUAAAUCUGCGGCGCCGUAUACGAGACUACGCCGAGAACCGCUUCAAGGGGCUCGUCUUCGACGAAAACCAGAUCAUCAAGUCGCUGUCGGAUCCCCUACGGGAGCGCGUGAUGUGGCACAACUGCCGACGGGUGCUGCGCAACGUGCCGUUCUUCGCGCGGGCCGAGCCGGAGUUCCUGCGCGACCUGGUGACCAGUAUGAAGCUCGAGUUCUUCACCCCGGACGACGUGGUGGCCGCGGCGGGAACCAUGGGCGACCGCCUCUACCUGCUACAAUCGGGCAGUGCGCGCGUCGUCGACGCGAUGGGCAUCACUGUGGCCACGGUCUUGCCCGGGGACCGGUUCGGUGAGGUGUGCCUCCUGCGCGAAAUGCUGCGGCUGCGCACGGUGAUCGCCGAUCGCUACUGCCUCUUCUUCUCGCUCACCCGGGCCGCCUUCAACGAGGUGCUGGAGCGUCACCCGGACGUGAAGGAGAUCGUGGACGAGAUCGUAGCCGAGCACUGUGAGCAUCGCACCGCGACGUCGGCCGAAGAAGAACUGGCCACCGGCUAG